AUGACUUCGUAUCCUCGAGUAACUCGAAAUAUAACUUUAGACCGUUGUGAUAAAUUUACUUCCAAAGAUUUUUUUUCGGAUGUAAAUUUGUAUUCAAAUCUUUAUAAGAAACGUACCGACUCGGAAAAUUUUAUUAAAUUACAAGUAUAUAAAGUUCCUCAACUUUUACGAAUAACUUUUGAAGAAGCAAUAAGAGGCAAUUAUGAACCUGCUAAACGGGGCGACUCUUUUGGACCAAAUUGGAAAGGUGAAGAAGUACAAUUCUUAUGGAACGCAAAUAAUGAAGGAAUGAUUUGGACCGUUGAUGGUACUCCUCUUCAAGGACUUACGGGAGGAGGUGGUAAUGACCGUCGCGUUGAGUAUAUUCUCACCCAUCAAUCGAACGGAGGAGAAUCAUUUGAAUUCUAUUUAGAAAUGGCUUGUAAUGGAAUGUUUGGUAAUGGAUUAAAUGGAUUAAUUAAUCCACCAGAUCCAAACAAAUACUUCACUUUAGAACAAGUAGAAAUAGCUAUUCCCAAUAAGAAAGCUUGGCAAUUAUUAUAUGAUUUUCAAAUUAUUCUUGAUAUCGCUAAAGAACUUCCUCAUGAUA
Messenger RNA from Diversispora eburnea, 589 nucleotides. NCBI's taxonomy places the organism in Eukaryota, Fungi, Glomeromycota, Glomeromycetes, Diversisporales, Diversisporaceae. The record is from the annotation of a GenBank genome assembly.